UGUAAUUUUUCAACGUUGGAGAAAUGAAUGACAACAACAUACUUUAGAUAAUGAACAAGUCCUAAAUAGAUAAGAAACGAGGUGAAACGAAGGCAGAGUGUCUUCUCUCGUCAUGUAAAGUAAGAGGCUCAGGACAGCAGCAUGGACAGGCACAACAGCACUACCUCCCGCGGUGUUCCAGUGGUGCUGGUGUGCCUUGGUGCUCUGCUAUUGGGCAAUGUGGUGAUCUACUUGUACCUGGACUCACUGCAGCAGAGCGACGACGGCGAACCCCACCUGACUCCUCAUGGCGCGUGCCCGCCCCGUCACUUUAGGAUGGCCAACAUGAAGAACUGUUCGCCGUGGCUGGAGUGUCCACAGGUGCGCACAGAGGUGCGCAAGUUGAAGAUGAUCGGCCAGGGAGCCGUUAAGCAGGUUUUCCUGUCCGAGUGGAAGGGUCACAAAGUAGCCCUGUCCAAGCUCUCCUCCCCGGAGUACCAGGAGGACUUCCUCCAUGGGCUGUCCAUGCUCCAGGCCCUCCAGGGGUCCCACGUGGUGGUACUGGUAGGCAUGUGUUCAGAGGACAACACCCUGGUCACAGAGUACCAUCCGCUGGGCUCUCUGCUCAGCCUGGUUGCCGUGCUGGCCCAGGAGAGGCACCGUGUACGGGACACCUGGCAGACCCGCCUGCGGCUGGCACUGGACUACGUCGCCAUUCUCCAUUACCUCCACACCAGCCCCGCCGGGACCAGAGUCAUGUGUGACUCCAAUGACCUGGAGAAAACCCUGUCACAGUUCCUGCUGACCAGCGACUUCCACCUGGUGGUCAAUGACCUGGAUGCCCUGCCAGAGGUCGGGGCCCCUGCGGGCUCAUUAGUGAAAUGCGGCCACCGGGAGCUCACCGGGGGAUUUGUGGCCCCAGAGCAGCUGUGGCCCCACGGUGAAGGCCAGCCUUUUGCCGAUGAGCUGAUGCUGGGGUACGAUGAAAAAACAGACAUUUGGAAGAUUCCAGAUGUGACACGUUUCCUGAUGGGGAGGGUAGCAGGAGGUGACGUAGCCCACUUCCACCUCUUUAAGAUCAACGGGGAGUGUAAGAGGAGAGACCCCCAUCUUCGCCCCUCUGCAAUGGACGUCCUGAGCGUGUACAGAUCCGUCUAUGCAACCAUGAUGAGAGACAGUCCCGGUCCUGGUGGCGCCAGAGACAUGCUUUAAUCUCACUUUUUCUUUGUACUGAUAAGAAACUGGACUGUGAAAUAAAAAAUAAAUGUUU
Messenger RNA from Coregonus clupeaformis (lake whitefish), 1249 nucleotides. RefSeq names its product protein O-mannose kinase (gene pomk). Gene Ontology annotation, molecular function: protein kinase activity; ATP binding; carbohydrate kinase activity. Gene Ontology annotation, cellular component: endoplasmic reticulum membrane. Gene Ontology annotation, biological process: protein O-linked glycosylation; carbohydrate phosphorylation; protein phosphorylation. Lineage: Eukaryota; Metazoa; Chordata; Actinopteri; Salmoniformes; Salmonidae. The transcript has 3 exons. Bases 142 to 1191 code for a protein of 349 amino acids. The record is from RefSeq and is a predicted model, not a curated record.